UAAAUCAACACAAUUAGUUGCGGAGUUUUACCCUUCUCCACAUAACAACACACACAUGUUUCCACCUCCUGAAACGUUUCACUGACACAAGCACACGGGUAAUGUUUCACUAUAUAGAGCCAGUGAGCACUUCAUAGUUCAGAGAGCCUUUCCUCCAUAAUUAAGAAAACACACUGUCCUUUGUGUCCUUUUUCCCACUGUCCUCGCACACAUGGGUCGCCAUUCCUGUUGUUUAAAGCAAAAACUAAGGAAAGGUUUAUGGUCCCCUGAAGAAGAUGAGAAGCUAUUCAAUUACAUAACAAGAUUUGGUGUUGGGUGCUGGAGUUCAGUUCCCAAACAAGCUGGACUACAAAGGUGUGGAAAGAGUUGCAGAUUGAGAUGGAUAAACUAUUUAAGGCCUGAUUUGAAGAGAGGGAUGUUCUCUCAACAGGAGGAGGAUCUUAUCAUUAGUCUCCAUGAAGUUCUAGGAAAUAGGUGGGCUCAAAUUGCAGCACAGUUGCCAGGGAGAACAGAUAAUGAGAUUAAAAAUUUUUGGAAUUCAUGUUUGAAGAAGAAGCUAAUGAAGCAAGGGAUUGACCCUGCGACACACAAGCCCCUCUUAAACAAUGAAGACCAUCAAAUAAAGGAAGAGAAAGAAAGCACCGAUACACCACCACCUAUGCUAAUGCCAGUGUCUCAAGGACUUUUAGCUUCCUGCCAGGGUUCACCACUUGUGAUGAACAAUUCAAAAUAUUAUGAUGGUGGGUUAACUGUAAAAGAAGCUUCAAGUGAAGUUUUCAUGAGCAAGCCUGCAUUGGACCCUUUGUCCUACUUUGAAUUCCAAAUGGGUGUUGCUGAUCAGUGUGGUUAUGAUUCAAGCCUUAACCAGGCGGGAACCAAUUCAAGCUAUGGAUUUUCUUCAAUGCCAUGCCUAGAUAGUUCUGACCAUGGACACGUGUCGGUGGGAGAGUUUUCAGAUAACAACUCAUGUUCUAAAAUCAGUUCUUUUUUAAUGAAGGAAAGUUCCAGCAAUAGCUCAAGCAUGAGUGUUUAUGCAGGGUGUCAAAUGAGUAGCAUGAUGGAAAAUGCUGGGUUUUCAUGGGAUGGUGAGAACAAGUUGGAUCCUUUGUUACAGUUUCAAGUCAAUGCAGUAAAAUCUGAAGAGUUCAAGACAGGUUCGUGGCAAGAAGCACAGAUGCUGAGUCAGAACUCAAUAGACUUCACUAACUAUUCGUUAAUGUCACUAUCAGAGGAUCUAACGGGAGCAAAUUUUGAUGUGUUCCAGCAGAUUUGAACUGUAAAUUCUUUUAUUUUUAAUUUUUUUGUUAUUAUUUUUUGAACUCUUUCUAUCGUUGAAAGUUGAAACAAGGUAGAAAACAUAGAAAGAAGUUGACAGCACAGGAAAUUUCUAGCAAAAGAUUUGAGAAUUGAGAUCAUCCCCA
This is a messenger RNA of Abrus precatorius (Indian licorice), 1421 nucleotides long. RefSeq names its product transcription factor MYB61-like. The coding region runs from base 212 to 1273 and encodes 353 amino acids. The record is from RefSeq and is a predicted model, not a curated record. Gene Ontology annotation, biological process: regulation of stomatal movement. Lineage: Eukaryota; Viridiplantae; Streptophyta; Magnoliopsida; Fabales; Fabaceae. The transcript is spliced from 3 exons.